Ostertagia ostertagi is the source of this 639-nucleotide messenger RNA. The record is from the annotation of a GenBank genome assembly. Lineage: Eukaryota; Metazoa; Nematoda; Chromadorea; Rhabditida; Trichostrongylidae.
AUGAAUGUGAUGGCUGAAGCGUUGCAACGGCACUUUGCUGGAAUUGAUUUCAGAGAACGUAAAUGCGGGACAUCAGAUAGACGAACAUAUGAGGGACGAAGGUUUUCAAUGUCAAGCAUACCGUGGAGCGGGCGUAAUAUUCCAUCCGGAGUUUCAGUUCAUCAGGGCGGGAAAUCAAUGGACAGCCUGUGGAAGCGCGCAUGGAUGGAUAAAAUGGGAAGCAGUGAUAAGGCUGGCAAUCGAGGAGAGCCAGCGACUCCAAGGGACGGAGCGGCGGUCGAAAUACAAGCACUGGCUUAUAGUGUGCUGAAUGCGAUGUCUGAAUGGGCCAACGCUGGUGUCAUAAACAAGAAUGGAGUCUCCAGUGGUGAUGAAUCCUGGGCUUGGUCAGAGUGGGCAGAAAAGAUCAAGAGUAAUUUCGAGCAGCAGUUCUUUAUUGACGAGAAUCAUGAUGGCCAAUUUGUGAAUCAAAGGAAUAUACUGAAGGACACUGUUGGCUCGACUCUCGAAUUCACGGAUUAUCAACUCAGAUGCAAUUUCGUCGUCGCCCUUGCUACGGUAGGUCGUCGUUUCUCAGUCUUUGCGUUUCUCAGUGCUUGGGUUGAGUCAUGUACGAAGAGAGGGUUCCGAAGCCAUGCC